CUCACUCGUCAAAAGCAUUUCUCUUGUCUUUCGUCUCUCAUUUUUCUCUUCUUGCAGCCAGCCUUUUUCAGGAUAUCGGUCACACCGGCGACACUCCAACAGCCCAAGAUGUUGAACAUAUGGUCUAUGAAAAAAAAGCAAAAAGAGGCUGAGAAUGCCGAGGGCCAGGCCGCUGGGGGCAAGAGGAAGAAGGUGACGGCGGCGCAGCUACGAGUGCAGAAAGAUUUAUCAGAACUAUCACUCGGUGCCACGAUGAGAACGGAUUUCCCGGACCCUGACAACAUUCUGAACUUUAUCCUAAGUAUCGAGCCGGACGAGGGCAUGUACCGAGGGGCCAGGUUCACUUUCGAUUUUGCCAUCAACCAGAACUUCCCUCACGAGCCUCCAAAAGUGCGAUGCAUGGAAAAGAUUUACCAUCCUAAUAUCGACCUGGAAGGCAAGGUGUGCUUGAACAUUCUGCGGGAGGACUGGAAACCAGUACUGAACCUAAAUGCUGUCAUUGUGGGGCUGCAGUUCUUGUUCUUAGAACCCAACGCUUCGGAUCCGUUGAACAAGGAGGCUGCUGAUGACCUGCGAAGCAACCGAGAAGGCUUCAAGAGAAACGUACGAACGGCCAUGAGCGGAGGAACUAUUAAGGGUACUACAUAUGACCGGGUACUGAAAUAGACUUGAAGAAGCGUAUAAGAAGAGGAAAGGGGGGGGGGGGGGGUUUCGUGAACAAGAGGGCGGGCGAGACGGGCGAGACGGCAACACGAGGACCACCCGACAUACUAUAUAAAGGACAUGUAUCGUCCGAUAUCCAGCACAUAUCUUUUUUUCCCUACAUUGGAGAGAUUGUGCUUCCCAUAUGGAACCUUAGCUCCCGCUGGUGUGUGUGCCAAUGAGAAGAUGCUGCUCGGAUGUUUUCUCUCUUGGCGAGACCUAGCUUGCUAUGAGAGUUCAACUUAUCUAUAUACUACCUACCUUUCAUUACACAUAGCAUAGAAAUAUAUGGCGUUUGUUGCGUAA
This is a messenger RNA of Trichoderma atroviride IMI 206040, 1008 nucleotides long. The record is from RefSeq and is a predicted model, not a curated record. NCBI's taxonomy places the organism in Eukaryota, Fungi, Ascomycota, Sordariomycetes, Hypocreales, Hypocreaceae.